Molecule: messenger RNA, 349 nt
Organism: Leptomonas pyrrhocoris
Lineage: Eukaryota; Euglenozoa; Kinetoplastea; Trypanosomatida; Trypanosomatidae
Exons: 1
Coding region: 62-349 (95 amino acids)
Source: RefSeq, a predicted model, not a curated record
AAUGCAGAAGAGGAAGAAUAGUAGCACACAGACACACUCACAUAGGCAAAGCACACAAAACAUGAGUAAUUUAGACCCCACCGGGCUCAUGGCAGCACCGACGCUUUCGGAGGCUGUCAGUGCCGUCUUCAGCGAACAGGAGCGCGAAGCGCUGAAGUCCAACCUGCAGACUGAGCAGGUGGCACAGGCCAAGUACCUUCGCGCUCACCCUGAGGUAAGCCGUAGUCUGCAGGAAGGGCUGCGUCGCGUGCUGCAGACACAGCCAGACAAUCCGGUAGCGGCUCUGACAGAAUACUUCACUAGUGCGGAGUUUAUGAAUUAUGAAUGUAAGGGUGAGAGUGCCGCGUGA